Paramecium sonneborni is the source of this 281-nucleotide messenger RNA. The record is from the annotation of a GenBank genome assembly. Lineage: Eukaryota; Ciliophora; Oligohymenophorea; Peniculida; Parameciidae.
GAUGAAGAUAGGUCGAUGGGAUAUUAUGUUUUGUGAUCGCUUUAAGAAUUUUUAAAAAAUGUAGAAAUUAGAUUUUAUUAGAACUAAUUAGUGGCGGUGGAUAAUAUGAUUCAAAUGGAAAUUAGAAAAAGAUUGGAAAGUGGAUAGAAUUGGAUAAACAUUUUAAUAAUAAUCAUUAAGCCACUCAUAAUGGUGAAUAUAAUUUGAAAGGUUAAAAGGUAGGUAUUUGGAUAGAAAUGAUUGGCGAUAGGAAGAUGAAAGAAAGGAGAUAUCAUAAUUGA